This is a messenger RNA of Penicillium odoratum, 645 nucleotides long. RefSeq lists its product as uncharacterized. The transcript is spliced from 4 exons. The record is from RefSeq and is a predicted model, not a curated record. Bases 1 to 645 code for a protein of 214 amino acids. NCBI's taxonomy places the organism in Eukaryota, Fungi, Ascomycota, Eurotiomycetes, Eurotiales, Aspergillaceae.
AUGGACUUCCAUCUGGUACCACGAGGAAUAGACCGAAAUUACACAGGUUUCUUAACCAAAACGAUUGUCUACACAGGCACCCUGGUGGUAUUUCUAGCAUCGUUCGGAUUGACGGUCAGCGCUAUCGUCAUACCGAGAUGGGUCAGCUAUCAUAGCGAAAAGCCUGCCCACCACUUUUCCUACGGUCUCCACCGCCGCUGCUCCUCUCUAUCCGAUACAUGUGAGAGUUUCCCCGCCCGCGAAGACUGUCAUGGUGAAGACCGAUAUUUCUGCUCCAUGUGGCGGUCUGUUGGAUUCUUGAUGUCCUUUGCUGUCGUGUUGCAGGGUAUGAGUAUCGUCACAUACCUGAUUAUACUGGCGGGAGGGAAGCGGCUUCGGGAAACUGGGUGGCGUGUUCUGAGUAUCUUGAUUAUAUUGUCUGCUGUUAUUCAAGCAGCGAGUAUGUCGCUUGUGGCGUAUCUCUUUGAUAAUGAGGACCGGUUCUUCGUUGGAUGGCAGCUAGAUGAGUCUUGGAUGUUUUGCACUACGAGCUGGUGUAUUGGUCUGAUUUGCGCUGGCGCGAUCAUUGUUGCGGCUCAGAUUUUGCCUUCUGAAGGUGGGUAUGAACUUAUUCCUGAUCAUGAUGAUAUUAGGGUUUCGUCGUGA